Molecule: messenger RNA, 1584 nt
Organism: Mytilus trossulus (common blue mussel)
Lineage: Eukaryota; Metazoa; Mollusca; Bivalvia; Mytilida; Mytilidae
Exons: 3
Coding region: 38-1432 (464 amino acids)
Biological process (GO): transmembrane transport
Cellular component (GO): membrane
Molecular function (GO): transmembrane transporter activity
Source: RefSeq, a predicted model, not a curated record
AAUAGUGUAUAUUAUUAUAAUAAUAAAAUCUUAUAAAAUGGUACACAUAUCUGCGAACGUACAGCGUGCUGUUGCUUUGGUGGUAGGAUGUCUUUGUAUGGCUAUCGCUGGAUCUGUUUAUUGUUAUGGAGUAUACAUUGUAUCGGUCAAGAAGCAUUACAACUACACCCAGUCGGCAGUUGAGCUGUUUGGUUCUACGUCGAACUUUGGGAUAUCUUUAGGUUUCCCAGCUGGAAUGAUGUGUGAACGAUUCGGCGGACGUUGGGCAUCCCUCGCAGGACUAGUGAUAUCAUCAUUGGGCUAUAUGUUGUUAUGGAGCACCACUCUAAUGAGUCAUUUCUAUUCAACAAAGUCCGCUCUUCAAGCGGUUUACUUUUUUGUUGCAGGUUUUGGUGCUAUUUUCUUGUACAUGGCAGCCAUGACAACUAACUCCAUAAACUUUAAUCCAAAGCACAGAGGGAAAAUAAUUGGUAUUCUAGACGCUUCAUUCAGUGCGGGACCAGCAAUAAUGGCGGCUUUGUACGGGAAAGUAUUUGCUGCUGGACAUGUUCAUGAUGAAGAAAAUCAAAAUCUUGGCGGUUUUUAUCUCACGACAGCAAUUUCGUUUGCAGUUAUUGGAAUAAUGGGAGUUUCUUUCCUUAAUAGCCAUCCGUAUGAAGGAGAGAGACAGAUUGAUGAAAUCUCUUUGAGGGUAAACGAAUCGACAAUAGCGGGAACAUUCGAAGUUGUUAAUGACACCGGUCCACCAAUCAGAAAUGUAACAGGAUUAAAACUAUUCCUUAGAUUCGACUACCAUUUUAUCGCAUGGUCAUAUAUUUUCUGUGCAGGUUUGCAACUAAUGUUUCAAAACAACAUACAAACCUAUCUUAAAACAUUUGACCUUGAAGAAUAUACUACUUUAUUUGGCACGGUAAAUCCAGUUUGUGGUGUUUUGUCAAAAUUUGUCGUUGGAUUUGUCUCUGAUAUGAUAGUGACAAAGGUACCACGUGUUGCACUUCUACUUAUAUUCAACAUCGUCCAAACUAUCACUCUGACAUUGUGUAUAUUCUUCUCAGAUCAAUUCUCCAUGUUAGUUGCUACUUUAUUAGUUAUAGGUCUUGCAAAUGGUGCUGUUUGGUGCUUAACGCCAACAAUGAUCAGUGAAUUUUAUGGAGUCAAAUAUUUUGGUAGAAAUUGGGGAGCCACAAUUUUCGGAAAUGCAAUAGGAGGGUUUGUUGUGCAACUGGCUUAUGGUUGGACAUAUGACAAUAGCAUUCGAAUAAAAGGUGCAACCGAUUGUAAGGCAGGUGUCCAUUGUUUUACCUGGAGUUUUGCCAUGGCUGCAGUUCUCUCUUUUUGCGCAUGUAUAUUUAAUAUUGGACUUUUACAGUAUCAAAACGACAUAAAGAAGCGACAAUCAAAAACACAGAACGAACCAAGAACUGAACUAUAGAAAUAAACAAUCAUCAAUACUUUCAGAUUGAAAAUGAAAUAAAGUGUUGAAUGAAACGAACAAAAUGAGUUGUAUAGUUCGCAGUACUAUAUGAAGGCGAUUUCUCGCUCUUAUAUCUGUAGCAGAACUUCGUUUUUUCGUUGUAAAAUUAA